GUGCUCAGCAAUCAUCCCAUCACUAACUAACUGUACGGGGUUUUGACAACAUUUAAGUAAAUUUGUUCGAUAAUUGAGAAAAUGCCUGAAAGCGACGUGACUAAAAUGAAGGUGGCGGAUUUGAAGCGCGAGCUGAAGCUUCGAGGGCUCGCCGUGAAUGGAAAUAAAACCGAGCUGCAGGACCGAUUGCAGACCGCAUUGUUGGAGGGGGACCUUUCUUUGGAGGAUUCGGCCAUAGCAGAUGCCAUUGACGAUGACGAUGUGUCCUUCACCGACGAGGAUGAGCACAAACUGCUGGGCGAUGAGAACGACGAUGAGCUCCUGAAGAGUCCACUUAGCACACCCACAACUGUGGCCAUUCCGGACCUGCUGGCGGAAGAGAAGACGUCUACGGCCCCAGAGGCAGCUUCGCCGACCAAGAAAAUAGUGUUGAAACGAAACAAUUCCCAGCAGUCGACGGGCACGGUAGCCAGCACGGGGACAACUCCAUCGAAGGAGAACGAGGCGCCCGCUGCAGCUGCUAGUGAUUCCACGGGCGAGACUCCUACCAAGAAGCAUAAGCCUAUUGUGGUCGGACCGAAGACGGAAGGAGAGAAGCCAUCAGGCGACAAGAAACUUAACCAGCUGACUGCGCAAGAGCGAUUGGAACUGCGGGCCAAAAAGUUUGGCAUAACACCCCCAGCUGUGGCCAAAACUGCAAACGCAGUGGCAGUGGCAGUGGCCAUCAAUAAAUCCUCUAGUGCCUCCAUUACGGCCAACAAGGGUAACAAGGAGACCGAGGAGCAGCAAAAGGAGGCACUCAAAAAACGUGCCGAGCGUUUCGGAUUCGUGGGGCCUGACAAAACACCGACCUCAAAGUCCGAUGAUCGUCUCCAAAAACGGAAAGAGCGAUUUGGAGCCGGAGCAGUCUCAGCAGCUGCCACCACGCCCACCACAACGGAAUCCAAGGACGCCUGGUCAGAGAAGGCGCGCGCUCGCCUUGAAAGAUUCAAAUCAGCCCCGUCCACAAAUUAAGGAAAGCGAAUCUAAUUAUUUAAGCAAGCAAAUACAAUUGUAAAUCAUUUCGGGAGUAGGCCCUAUCAUGUAUCAAACCCCAAAGCCACCAAUGCUUGUAGUAAUUAAGCAAAAAGUUCAAUAAACACAAAACAUGAUCCAUAAUA
Messenger RNA from Drosophila mauritiana, 1160 nucleotides. RefSeq lists its product as uncharacterized. Lineage: Eukaryota; Metazoa; Arthropoda; Insecta; Diptera; Drosophilidae. Gene Ontology annotation, cellular component: nucleus. The record is from RefSeq and is a predicted model, not a curated record. The transcript is spliced from 2 exons. Gene Ontology annotation, biological process: poly(A)+ mRNA export from nucleus. The coding region runs from base 82 to 1014 and encodes 310 amino acids.